Messenger RNA from Larimichthys crocea (large yellow croaker), 1742 nucleotides. RefSeq names its product replication factor C (activator 1) 5 (gene rfc5). Lineage: Eukaryota; Metazoa; Chordata; Actinopteri; Sciaenidae. The coding region runs from base 135 to 1133 and encodes 332 amino acids. Gene Ontology annotation, biological process: DNA repair; DNA-templated DNA replication. Gene Ontology annotation, molecular function: DNA clamp loader activity; DNA binding; ATP hydrolysis activity. Gene Ontology annotation, cellular component: nucleus; DNA replication factor C complex. The record is from RefSeq and is a predicted model, not a curated record. The transcript is spliced from 11 exons.
GUUGUACGUCGUGACGUUUCACGUACGUUUUUGUAGCGGUGGAGCGCGGCAAACGCGGCCACAACAUCACGUAGAGCCAAACGUGCUAACCGUGCUAACCCGGCUUGGAGUUACAGUCACAGUGAAAAGAAAGCAUGGCUACAAAUAAAGCACAGAGCAGGAAUCUGCCGUGGGUUGAAAAGUACAGACCACAGAAACUCGACGAUCUGAUCUCACACAAAGAUAUCCUGAGCACCAUCCAGAAGUUUAUCAGUGAGGACAAGCUCCCCCAUCUCUUGUUCUACGGCCCCCCUGGAACAGGCAAAACCUCCACCAUCCUCGCCUGUGCCAGGCAGCUGUACAAGGACAGAGAGUUCAACUCCAUGGUGUUGGAGCUAAACGCAUCAGAUGACAGAGGUAUUGAUGUUGUACGAGGUCCUGUUCUGAGUUUUGCCAGCACCAGGACCAUCUUCAAGAAGGGCUUCAAGUUGGUGAUACUGGACGAGGCCGAUGCCAUGACCCAGGAUGCCCAGAAUGCAUUGCGGCGAGUGAUUGAGAAGUUUACAGAAAACACUCGAUUCUGUCUGAUCUGCAACUAUCUGUCCAAGAUCAUCCCCGCCCUGCAGUCUCGUUGCACCAGAUUUCGUUUCGGCCCGCUGUCCCCGGACCAGAUGAUCCCACGGCUGGAGCACGUAAUACAGGAGGAGAGCAUUGACAUAACUCCAGAUGGGAUGAAAGCCAUUGUGACCUUAUCAUCAGGUGAUAUGAGAAGAUCACUUAACAUACUGCAGAGCACCAGUAUGGCGUACGGGAAGGUCACAGAGGACACUGUGUACACCUGCACAGGUCACCCCCUCCGCUCCGAUAUAGCCAACAUCCUCGACUGGUCCCUCAACAAAGACUUCAACACAGCAUACAAGCAAAUCCUUCAGCUCAAGACUUUGAAAGGUUUGGCCCUGCAUGAUAUCCUCACUGAGGUUCAUCUGCUCAUACACAGAGUGGACUUUCCUCCGUCUAUUCGUAUGGGUCUGCUCAUCAAGUUGGCUGACAUCGAACACCGGCUCGCCUCAGGAACCGAUGAGAAGAUCCAGCUGAGCUCCAUGGUUGCAGCUUUCCAGGCAGUGAGAGACCUUGUGGUCAGCGAGGCCUCGUAGAUACCUUUUGCGUUUAACCCCACAAAGUUCUUUCUAUUGAGCACAGACGACUGGAGAAGAGAAACAUUUCCACCAACUCCUUGGUGGCUACCACGACUUCAAGUAUCUGUUAUUCCUCUACAAGAUUAAUUGUCUGUCGUCCUACUGCUUUCGUCCAUGUAACAACAUUAACAGUCUUUUCUGGAGGUUCAAGGGUCUACUCAUUUGUAGCUGUGAUGCUCAGAAUAGGUAGAGUUUUUUCAUUUUCACAUUACUGAUGAGAAGUCUGUGGAAUGACUUGAGUUUGUUUGUUUAGAGAGAGAAACAGAUGCCCUCAAGUGUGAUUGCCCACCACUGCUCCACAGAGUUGAUGUACAGUGCAGACACGAAUGCUCGCAGCUAUCUGAAUCAUUCACUUCUGCGUGCAAACUGAGCAAAAAGGAAGGCAGUUGUUUGUAACUCCAGUACCAAAAAAAAAGAAAAGACAUGUCGUAAGGGCACUUAAAAUAUGCAAUGAGGUAAAACAUAUUAAAGGAAUAUGUGAAAUAACACCAUAUACAUCUGUGGAAGAAAACAUCUGGGACAUGUACUUGUGCUUAAAUCUGUUUAAUAAAACUAUUUUAUAAGUAA